Messenger RNA from Pundamilia nyererei, 6310 nucleotides. RefSeq names its product potassium voltage-gated channel subfamily B member 2-like. Gene Ontology annotation, cellular component: voltage-gated potassium channel complex; dendrite; membrane. Gene Ontology annotation, biological process: potassium ion transmembrane transport; action potential; protein homooligomerization. The record is from RefSeq and is a predicted model, not a curated record. Gene Ontology annotation, molecular function: delayed rectifier potassium channel activity; protein binding. The transcript has 3 exons. NCBI's taxonomy places the organism in Eukaryota, Metazoa, Chordata, Actinopteri, Cichliformes, Cichlidae. Bases 443 to 3040 code for a protein of 865 amino acids.
CGACGCUCCCAGACCCCGCCGCUUCGCGCUCGUAUUUGAUAUUCCGUGAGCGCUCGGGUGUUCCCCUCCUGCUCUGACGGUGUGUUUGGGGGCAAAAUGUGGCCACGGGCCGGUCUGCGUGUUCUCGACGGGAUUCACGAAUUAAUGGCCGGCGGGGAUAUGAAGCAGCAGCUGGGGUAACUCACAGGGUACUAUGGUGGGACCUCCUGGGAAGCCAAAAGUUGACUUCUCCGCCAUGUCAGCUUGCUCCACAGAGCCAUGGAUCUUACCAGGACUUCUGCUGGCCUGAACACAGAGAGGUGGGCCUGGUGGGCCUGGGCAAUCUUCCCCUGACCAGCCACCGCCAUCAUCUUAUCGAGCUCCAUACGCACAUACGCACACACUGCAAAAGCCUGUGUUUGAGGUGACCCACCCCCACAGUAAGACAGCAGUCAAAGCAAACAUGACAGACAAGGUGAGUUUUAGCACGCCCAAAGUCAACCCCCGAUCCGCUGCAGCUCCUUUCCUCCCCCCUGAGCCAGUGGACAUCAUCCGCACUAAGGCCCGCUCACGGCGGGUCAGACUCAACGUCGGUGGGCUUACACAUGAAGUGUUAUGGAGAACACUUGACCGGUUGCCCCGAACUCGUCUGGGACGGCUAAGGGACUGCAACACCCACGAGUCACUGCUGGAGAUCUGUGAUGACUACACCCUCACUGAGAACGAAUACUUCUUCGACCGGCACCCGGUGGCCUUCUCCUCCAUCCUCAACUUCUACAGAACAGGAAAGCUUCACAUGAUGGAGGAGAUGUGCGCUCUGUCUUUUGGACAGGAGCUGGACUAUUGGGGCAUUGAUGAGAUCUACUUGGAGUCCUGCUGCCAGGCACGCUACCAUCAGAAGAAGGAGCAGAUGAACGAGGAACUGAGGAGGGAGGCAGAGACACUGAGGGACAAGGAGGGAGAGGAGGAGGAGCAGGGCUGCUGUCCUGACAAGAGGCAGAAGCUGUGGGAUCUGCUGGAGAAGCCCAGCUCCUCUAUAGCUGCAAAGAUCCUGGCCAUGAUCUCCAUCCUGUUCAUCGUCAUUUCCACAAUUUCACUGUCCCUCAACACUCUGCCAGAGCUGCAGGUUGUAGAUGAAUUUGGCCAGUUCAGUGACAACCCCAGUUUAGCCCACGUCGAAGCCGUCUGUAUUGCCUGGUUCACCAUGGAAUACAUGUUACGGCUGCUCUCAGCACCCAAUAAGUGGGUCUUCAUGAAAGCACCACUGAACAUUAUUGAUUUGCUGGCAAUACUGCCUUACUAUGUGACCCUCUGUCUAACUGAAUCUAACAAGAGCGUGCUGCAGUUCCAGAAUGUGCGGCGUGUGGUUCAAAUCUUCCGUAUUAUGAGGAUCUUGAGGAUUCUGAAACUGGCCAGGCACUCGACGGGGCUCCAGUCUUUGGGCUUCACUUUACGAAGGAGCUACAACGAGUUGGGACUGCUGAUCCUGUUUUUAGCCAUGGGCAUCAUGAUUUUCUCUAGCUUGGUAUUCUUUGCUGAAAAGGAUGAAGAUGCUACAAAAUUCACCAGCAUCCCUGCUUCGUUUUGGUGGGCAACCAUUACUAUGACGACUGUCGGGUAUGGUGACAUUUACCCACAAACCCUGCUUGGUAAGAUUGUAGGAGGGCUUUGCUGCAUAGCAGGCGUGCUUGUCAUUGCUCUUCCUAUUCCAAUCAUUGUGAACAACUUCUCAGAGUUCUACCGAGAGCAGAAGAGGCAAGAGAAGGCCAUCAAGAGGAGGGAAGCUCUAGAACGAGCAAAACGGAGUGGAAGCAUUGUUUCUAUUAACCUAAAGGAUGCUUUUGCCCGCAGUAUGGAAUUAACAGAUGUGUUGGUAGAAAAAAGAGAGGACAGUAAAUGUCCCGUUGAAAAUCACCUGUCACCCAGUCGCUGGAGCUACCACAAGCACUACCACAAUGCAGAGGCAGGUAGCCCUGGCAGGUCUCAACAAUACCAAGAAGUGGCCCAGCAGGGCUCCCCAGAGCGAUUCAAGCCCACGUCGAAUAAAACUACUCCUCAACACCUCAGUGCAAAGCGGCUAGAAGAUACUUACAACAAGACAGCAGCCAUUCAAGAGCAGCAGGAAAAAAUUCGAGAAGAACAGAUUGAGAUGAAAGAGUUCUCAUCCACUCUGGCCCAGCAAGCAUCACCUAAAGUCAGUCGUUCCAGGGAAUCUUCAACUGCAGCAGAUAAUUUUGCACUGGAAAGAGGGGAGCGAAGCUCACUGCUCCCCAGUGUUGAAGGAGGUCAAGCUGGUACUCGACAUCAGUGUAUUCCACCUCCCUUGGACCUAAGUCAGAUCAGCAAUAUGGAGGUAAAGCAGGGCCCUGACAGCAUUCAGCCAAUGACAUUCAUCAAAGAGGGUUUGUAUGAGUUCACAUCUAACCCCAAAGGAAGGUUGACUGGGGAUCUGAAUUUGUUCUCACAGAGUGCAGAAAGCUCUGGGAUGACCUAUGAUAGCACCGGCACAGCUUUGGAAGAUCACGGCAGCCCUCAAAACACAAGAGCCCUGAAGCUUGACUUCAUUGCAUCGAAAGAUGAUGUCCUCGUGGCAGUGAUGACACCUGUGGCGACACCCAUCCCCACUGGCUCUGCAAAGUGUGCUCAACUACUUACUGACGAAUUGGUUUCCAGGUUUUCUCCGUCUCCCAGUUAUACAACACAGGAAACUAAGUCUCCGCUGGCUAUCCUGCAAUCUCCAUCCCUGGCUCAGCAAUAUAUCAGUCCCAGCACCCCCAAGGGGGGAUGUGAAAGCUCAGCAGGCAGGAGCUUAGAAGGUGAAGGGCAGCUCACUGGCUUAAGCCACCUGGGCAGGAAUCACAUGGAGAGAUCUACUGCUGCCUCGGGUGGUGGUGCUAGUCCAUUGUCAAAAGCAUGCUCACUCAACAGCACCCAAGACCUAGUAAGUAAGGAAGGAGUGGCCGAUGGAGGAUUAGAGGAAGCAGAACAGAGAGUAGAAAAACGAGAAAAUCACAUUGUUCUGGAUGGAAGCCGAACGCCGCCCUGUGAAACGAACAUGUGAGCUUUAAAGAAAAAUGCAGACAGGGCCAAGGCAAAGCAAAGGCUGAUGGGAUGCUUGACAGGAAGUACCAGGAAUAACCUGUGACAGAUGCUGUGUGUGUGUGCACUGGACUUUUUGACAAAGACAUUAAACAAAUCUAUCAUAAAAGCUGCAACUCUUCCGAUCUCACGACACAUUCGAACGGUCGUUCCUUUUUUGACCUUGGUGCUGCUGUCAUGACUUUAUUACUGGAGGACAUUCAUAAGCACACGCAUGCCUGACUGGGCACUGUUUAAACUUGAGUCUAAGUGACACCGUGUGGUGUCAGUGUUACUGAUUGGUUUUGUUUAAAUGAGACAUGAACAGUGGCAACCUGACCUGUGUUUUAGGCCUUGUCUGAAUGAUAAUGUUCGGGACUAUCCUGAAGAGUCAGAUAUUCAGUUUCCUAACACUUGCUCCCCAAGGCCGGAUUUGAAUGGACAGUUAUACCAAGGAAAGACAGACCGUGAAAGGAAAUUAUAUUUUUUAUAUUUACAAAUUUUAAAAAUCUAUCUUUUGCAAGACUUGCAAGAAAAAUCAAUGAUCAGUCAUUAUUCUGUGUUGAAGAUCUUCCUUACUCAUUAUUACAUUCUUGUAACGGGACAACCACAAGCACAUGAUACAAGACAAAAGUCCCACAUAGUACUGCAUUGUCCAAAAGAACAUAUGUAUCUGCUGUUGAGCACUGUGAUCUAUGCUCUAACUUUAAGUAUUUCUAUAUAUUUCAGUUUUAUGUUGUUGUUUUUGUUCUUGGUUACUUUUUGUUGUAUUUUUCUUUUCAUUUUUCUUGUUCCUAAAUAUGUGAAAUGGAGAUACAAUCUCUACUAUAUUCACUGUUUGCACAAAUUUCCAUCCAUCCAUGUUCUACUGCUUGUCCCUUGUCGCGGGUGAGAGGUCGGGUAUACCCUGGACAGGCCACCAGUCUGUCCCAGGGCUUCCACCAAUGUCCAGCAUGAAAUAUCCUAACAACGAACAUUAGUCAAAAACAAUACAAACCCAUAAUGAGACACACGAUUUGAGACAGAAAGACAGAAAGGAAACCUCACACAGUGUCCAUGAUUACUCACUUGUGGUUCAUCAUACACUGCUUUAAUUCCCAGUUCCCACACAUACUGUGUGCGUGAUAAAGGUUUGACGAACCUCAGAUCGGACUUUGUUUUUGGAUUCUUCAUCAACACAGUGGCCAGGCGCAUAGUGUAUUCAGGAAAAUGAGUUGUGGAAGUAGAGUUCAUGAAAAGCAACCAUUGUCUUCUUUCUUUAUUUUUGUCUCUGUGAGACUAGUGUCUUAUCAUAACAUCAGCCCUAUCUAAUCGUUUUAAUCUUGCUAGUGUACUCACCAAGCUAAGAAUGAGAUCUGGUAACAUGGAGACUUUCAUAAAAAAAUAAAAAGGCCAACCAGUCAGCCAUCAGGAGUCAUAUUCAAUUGCCCUUGUUUACUUAGCUAGUCUUAGCAUGUUUCAAAGAAUGUGUCUGAUUUGAGUGCCGUACAGCAACAGGCUGUUUUUGGCCACGCUGUUAAAAAUGUUCACUGAGACAGUAACAGCAAGCCGGAGUAAAAACGGCCAAAAUGUGACUUAAAGUAAGAAUUUAGAAACUGGAAGCUGUUGGUUUACAGUGAGACGACUCAAAUGGCUUGUCUGAUAGAAAAUACUGUGGCUAUUAACCAUUUGUCUUCCAUGCUUUAAGCGUAUAAUAAAUAUGACACAAAAAAGUAUGUUCCAAUACAUGGAACAGCAUGUCAGAGAUAACUAGAUAUCUUUCUGCAACAGGUCACAUUUUGCAGCAUGCAAGCUAGCAUGCUAUUUUGACCACACUUCUGAAAAUCUCUUGCAUCGAUGUCAGCAUGCUAGCAGAAUUCAGCAGCUGUACUCGUCGUAUCACGAGUUAUACAACAGCUGCCAGAGUAAGACCGUGUGGAAAGAGACAAACGAGGUCUUCUUAGUGAGAGGAGGUGCAGGCUCAAGCAUCUGGACUUCAGUUAUUGCAAAGACACAUCGCUUUAAACCAAGAAUAAUUGUAAUAUGAUGAGUGCAGAGAGAUAAAUAGAGGGAGUGUGUCUGUGUGACCUUUAGGUGCUGACUGUAUUAUAAAGGUAGAACAAUAGUUCCCUUUGCAGGGAGUCACUUGAGUAAAAAGACCUGACGUCACUUUAAGCAUUAUCUUUGGGAACCUUUGACAUUUUUCUUUUGUUUGUGUUUUUAAAGAUCAGAUUUGCAUUCAUGUGAAUGAACCUGACAGAUUCAAAUGCACAUUUAACUGUGUGAAUAGAGCAGAGUGAGCAGGUGGUGAUUAGGUCACAUGCUAACAGGGGAAUGGUACUGUCUUAUCUGUGUUCCCUGAUGAGCUUAUCAGUUGUUUCACAUUUUUGUUGUUGGUUAAAACUUUGAGCUGUGUGUUGUUCUUAACAUCUCAGUACAUGAAGUUUUUAAAAAUAUGUGCCUUUUCAUAAAUAGAUCAUUUAUGAGAAGGUGAAAAAAACUGUUAGAUGUGGCCCGACUUUUUCUUUGUCUUCUUUUCUCGUGCUCUCUCUUUGUCCUUGUGCAGUAGAUGUAGUUAAAUGAAAAUCCUCACAUUUUCUGGAUUUGCGUACCUUUACAACUUUGUAUUAUUAUCUCAUCAACAUUAUCGCACCCCAUAGCUCAUCGUUCCAACCUCACAGUGCCACACUGUCAUUUGAUUUCAUCAGCUGAAAGCAGCACGUUCAGUGUGUGACUCGAGUGCAGCAGCAGAUUACUGACAGCCAAACGGACAUAACGUCUAAAAACACGGCUUUUUAUGUCGUGCAACUGGACUCAGCUAGAUUUAUGUUAUGAUAAAUUGCACAACAUUAACUAAAUGUUAAUUCUUCUCAAGUAUAUAUCCAGCCUAACGUAGAUCAAGACAAACUCAGAGAAGUUUAAAAAGAGCACCGGUUCUAACAAACGUUGGUUUGUCGCUGCUGCAGGUCGGGAAGCAUGAGAACAGUGUUAUGGCUUUCACAACCUCAUCUCCACUCAUUUGUCGGAGAAUUGUUAUUUAUAUUUGUUCAUUCAGAUUGUGUACAGUAAACAUACAACUGUAAAGCUUCUCGAUCUGUCCUGCCAGCUCCACUUCUUUAAUGCCCCACUCGUCCAUCCUCAUAUACUUUAUUGAAUUGUAGCCUGUGCAAUGAUUAGUAUGAGUUAUUAUAUAUAGCUCAGUGUAAUGAUAGUAAAUGAUAAAGAGUUUUGAUUCAGUUAUCAAAAUGCAAGACAAAUAAAUGUGUUCAUGUGA